UCAGUACAUUCCCUGGCACCCCUAUCUGUUAAAUAUGUAAAACAAAAAGCUGUCAAAAAGUUUGAGAUACUCUCAUAUUUCUCUGUAUUAAUGAGAGUCAGAUGCCCAGGUAUGCAUGACAUUUUCUCAGGGUCACUGAAUCUUGAAAGCAAGGAUCAAAGCUUCUGCACAAAGUCAAAAGGUUUCAUUCCAAGGAAUGCUCCUGUAGAUUUCACCAGCUCUCAGAAGCAAGCUCUACAUAACUGAAUCUAAGAAUACAAACAUGGUCCUCCUCCUCGGAUGUACCUUCUUAUGCCUCACUGCAUCUGUUUGGUGUGGUGAUACACAGCAAGUACCAUAUGGAUUAUCAGACUUCACAGGAUCUCCACCCACUUUUGACUGUCCUAAAGAGUGUUUCUGUCCUCCUAGCUUCCCAACUGCCUUAUACUGUGAUAACAAAAAUUUAGAUGAAAUUCCGUUAAUACCUUCAAGAAUCAGGUAUCUUUACAUCAAUAAUAAUCAAAUCGAGACAGUUUCUGAAAAGGCAUUUUCUGAAGCCAGUGAACUGAAAUGGAUUAACCUAAGCAGAAAUAAAAUCACAAAUAAAGGGAUUGGAAAGAAUAUAUUUAAAAACUUGAAGCAUCUACUUUAUUUGUACAUGGAAGAAAAUCAACUUGAAGAAGUGCCUGGGCCACUUCCUGAAAGUUUGGAGCAAUUGCGUUUGGCUAAGAACAAGAUUUCCAAGAUACCAGAAGGAAUCUUUGAUACGUUAGAGAAUCUCACUUUACUUGACCUCCACAACAACAAAUUGGAUGAUAAUUCAAUUUCUGCUAACACAUUAAAGGGGUUGAAGAAUCUUCUGCAGCUCAACAUGGCCAUAAAUACUUUGAAAAAGAUGCCACCUGGCCUUCCAACAAACACUGUACAACUGUUUUUGGACAAUAAUUCCAUUGAUGCAAUCCCAGAAGACUAUUUCCACUCAGUACCCAGAAUAUCUUUCAUCAGACUUAAUGGCAACAAGCUCUCUGACAAAGGUGUGCCUCAAAAUAUAUUUAACAUUUCAUCAAUUCUUGACCUGCAGCUGUCUCACAACCAUUUCACUGAGGUUCCACAGAUCCACCUAAACCUGGAACACCUUCAUCUUCACAAUAAUCAGAUAUUAAAUGUCAAUGGUACCAUGAUUUGUCCAUUGCCAAUUGAGUUAGUUCACGACAAUGACUUUGAAAGUGGGCCGCGCCUCCGUUACCUUCGACUCGAUGGAAAUGAAAUCAAACCUCCAAUUCCAAUGGACCUCAUUAUGUGCUUUAGGCACCUCCGUGCUGUGAUAAUCUAAAAAAUCCACUAUUUCCUGUAUCCACUUUUUAUUUUUCUUAUUUUUAAAUCACAUUUUUUUUCCAAAUUAUGAAAUUUGUAUAGUGAUCUCAAAAAUGUGUGUUUUGUCAUUUAGAUUAAAAGUGAAAGCAUUUGUCUUAAUACAAUAUAAAUGUAGCAUACCUAGUAUCCGAAUUAUUACAAAGCUGUACAGACUGAAGGAACAUUACACUCGCCUUGAAAGUGUUUAUUAAUCAAAGAAGGAUGUCGAAGAGCAUGACUGCUCAGUAUAAGGCUUUACAGUAAGGCUUUGCAGUACGCACAUUUUCGUACUCUGUGCAAAUGUUUGUCAAAAUGUAAGAUCCUGUUGUAUAUCUGGUAACAACUCACCAUACACACAGAAGGAAGGGAAAGAGAAAACUUGCAUAAUUUUAAUUACUUUAUGUUUAUUUGGGCAGAAACAGUGAAGAAAAAGAAUUUAAUUCUCAUUUGGAUUCAGGUAAAAUGUUUUCAUUUGGAAGAAGAUACAAUGUUUGCAUAUUUCUGUAAUUAUAUAUUUUGCAAGCAAUUAUAAACAACAGUUCGCACCAAACAUUUUGAAACCAUAUAAGUUUACCAUAUUUCUACUCCAGGAAACUUAUAAUGAUAUGCAUGUAUAUUUAUAAAAUGUAACAUUACUGCUUAAUAUUGGACUAUAUUUUAAGACUAUUAGUGUGCUACACUGAAUUGAUAGAGGAUGUAUGACUUUAUGGCAAAUCUUUUUCUAUAAAGGUAUAUAUAUUCAGUUUUUAUAUGCAUAGCUGACAUGACUAGGUAAUGAUGAACAUAAUGAACAUGAUGCUGGCAUGUGUUACCUCAGCUUACAUAUUCUGCAGUUUUGCUUUGUUUUAUUUUUUAUUUUUUUGUUUUUUGCUUUGUGUAAAUUUACAUUUUUUUUUAAAUAUUGUUGCAGUGAGGUACUUCAGUCAUGAUAUUUAGCUGUUUAGUUCUUUAGAUUAAUGCUGAAACUAGACAUUCAACAAGACAUU
This is a messenger RNA of Protopterus annectens (West African lungfish), 2318 nucleotides long. RefSeq names its product keratocan (gene KERA). The transcript has 3 exons. The coding region runs from base 263 to 1312 and encodes 349 amino acids. Gene Ontology annotation, molecular function: protein binding. The record is from RefSeq and is a predicted model, not a curated record. Lineage: Eukaryota; Metazoa; Chordata; Ceratodontiformes; Protopteridae.